Molecule: messenger RNA, 5624 nt
Organism: Oxyura jamaicensis (ruddy duck)
Lineage: Eukaryota; Metazoa; Chordata; Aves; Anseriformes; Anatidae
Gene: MEGF6
Product: multiple EGF like domains 6
Exons: 37
Coding region: 677-5344 (1555 amino acids)
Molecular function (GO): calcium ion binding; protein binding
Source: RefSeq, a predicted model, not a curated record
AUGUGAGCGAGAGGAGCUAGACCUGGGAAAGCAGGAGGGAAGUUUAGCUGCUCAGUGGAAACGCCGGGGAGCUGCUGGCUCCGGCUCCGGGGGAAGAAGGAGGGAAGGAAGGAUGGCGGCGGCCCCGCAGGUGGGCUGAGCGAGCACACCGCCUGCUGCUGGGGUAGCCCUCGGGGUUUGGUGCCUGGGGGACACCCCGAGGAGCACCCCACCUCGUCCCAUCCCCUGCUGGGUGCCGGGUGCGCGCUGCCUCGCCGCGUGGCGCGGGACCACAGAGCAGCAAAACCCCCAUGGGGCUUCGCUGCUGGACGGGACCCGGCCCCCGCGAGCCCCCGGGGCUUUGCACCUUGUCAGGAAUCCGGCACCAGAAGGAAAAGUCACCUCCGCGCUCCUCGCCACUAGCAGACGAGCACGAGGAGCCAGGUUUGGUUCUGGCAGCAGCCCAGCAGCGAUCUGCGUUGUGACCACUUCCCACGGACGGGGGAACGGUGCUGAGCCCACCCCAACGGGAGGAAGCCUCCAGGAGCGAUAAAUCUGCCCGGUGGAGCCCAGCAGGGAUCCCCGCGUGCCGUAGAGUGUUACCCGUCGAGGAACAGGAACCUGCUUGUGUGCUCCAGGUGCCCGCGAGGUUUCCGAGCUCCCACUGGCACCUGGGGAGCAGAGAGGAGCUGGUGCCAUGGAGCCUCCUGCGCUCGCCCUGUCCCUCAUCCUCGCGCUGGGAGUAUCCUCGCUUGCUUCUGGGACCAAACUCCAGCCCUACAUGCCACACGUCUGCGCGGAGCCGGAGCUGGCGCUGGUGGGGCGGCGGGAGCCCUGCGCCCGGGCACACGCCCGCACCGUCAGGGUGUGGAGGCAGGACUGCGUGGGACGGCGCUGGUGCACGGGCUACGAGCGCAGGACCGUGUACUACACGGGCUACAGGCAGGUGUACCAGGUGCAGUACCAGACGGCGUACAAAUGCUGCCCGGGGUGGUCCCAGCUCGCAGGCGAUGCCGGCUGUCUGUACCCUGCCUGCAGUGCUGCAGUUUGUUUCAACGGUGGGAACUGCGUCGAGGGUUCUUCGCAGCUCUGCCACUGCCCCGCUGGCUUCCAAGGCCCUCGCUGCCAGUUUGAUGUUGAUGAGUGCCAGGUUCACAAUGGGGGCUGCCAGCACAGAUGUGUGAAUACUCUUGGAUCUUAUUACUGUGAGUGCAAGCCAGGCUUUCGCCUGCACACAGAUGGCAGGACCUGCAUUGUGGUGAACACGUGUGCCCUGAACAACGGCGGCUGCGAGCACGACUGCGUGCAGGUGACACUGACCCAGCACCAGUGCCGGUGCCGCCGCAAUUACCAGCUGAGGGAGGACGGCAAGCGCUGCGCCCUGAGGAACCCGUGCGCUGACAGGAACGGGGGCUGCAUGCACCAGUGCCACAACCACCGCGGGGCCGCGCGCUGCGAGUGCCACCCCGGCUACAGCCUGGCACCUGACGGCAAGGCCUGUGAAGAUGUGAAUGAGUGCCUGGCAGGCCUGGCCAUGUGUGCUCACCAGUGCCUCAACACCCGCGGCUCCUUCAAAUGUACCUGCAGCCCGGGCUACGAGCUGGGGGCGGAUGGCAAGCAAUGCUACCGGAUAGAAAUGGAGAUUGUGAACAGCUGCGAAGCCAGCAAUGGUGGCUGUUCCCAUGCAUGCCACCACACCAGCUCUGGCCCUGUCUGUACCUGUAACUUUGGCUAUCAGCUUGAGGAGGACCAGAAGACGUGCACUGAUAUCAAUGAGUGUGACAGCGGUUCUCACUGCUGUCACCAGGAUUGCUACAACUACCCUGGAGGCUAUGAGUGUGCCUGCCAUGCCGGGUACCGGCUCAGCACCGAUGGCUGUAGCUGUGAAGACGUGGACGAGUGCUCCUCACACAACGGCGGGUGUGAGCACACAUGCCAGAACCAGCUCGGGUCUUUCCAGUGCAGCUGCCGGAUCGGAUACAAGCUGGAUGAAGACCGAAGGGGCUGCAUCUCCAUAGAUGACCCAGUGGAAGCUCUGGAUGCUCAGCACCCCGUUAUCCGCCCGAUCCCUCAUGUCGCAAUCCUACGGGAUGAAUUCACCCAGCUCUUUAACGACGAUUAUGAAGAAGAGGAGGAAGAGAUGGAAGCAAGAGGAGAGCACACCCUUUCAGAAAAAUUUGUCUGCCUGGAGAACACCUUCGGCCCCGACUGCAGCCUGACGUGUGAGGACUGCCAGAACGGGGGCACGUGCAAUGCCGAGGGGACUGGCUGCGACUGCCCGGCCGGCUGGAGCGGGCUGCUCUGCAACCAGACCUGCCCGGCCGGCACCUUCGGGAGGAGCUGCAGCCAGGCCUGCCGCUGCCAGAACGGGGGCACCUGCGAGCCCAGCACGGGCGCCUGCCGCUGCCCACCCGGCGUGGCCGGGCCCCUCUGUGAGGACGGGUGCCCUAAAGGAUUUUUUGGGAAACAAUGCAGGAAGAAAUGCAACUGUGCCAACCGCGGCCGUUGCCAUCGGAUUUAUGGCGCCUGUCUGUGUGAUCCUGGCUUGUACGGACGGUACUGCCAUUUAGCUUGCCCCAAGUGGGCCUUCGGCCCCGGCUGCUCCGAGGAGUGCCAGUGUAUGCAGCAGAACACGCAGGACUGCGACAAGAGGGACGGCUCCUGCCGAUGCAAGCCUGGCUACCAUGGCACACAGUGCGAGAAGGAAUGUGACCCUGGCUACUAUGGAGAUGGCUGCAGGAAGAAAUGCAGCUGCUCCCCAGAAGUGCCCUGUGACCACGUCACCGGAGAGUGCAAGAAGGAAUGUCCCCAGGGCUACCAUGGGGACAACUGCGACCAAGAGUGUCCGGAAGGCAGGUUUGGAGCUGGCUGCCUGCUGCCCUGCUCCUGCAACGGGGCGCCCUGCGACCGUGCCACCGGGGAGUGCGUGUGCUCAGCGGGCUGGACAGGACACGACUGUGCCCAAGCCUGCCCCGAAGGCCACUGGGGCCUCGGCUGCCAGGAGCUGUGUCCUGAAUGUGCCAACAACGGCAGCUGUGACCCCGCCACGGGAGCGUGCGUGUGUCCUCCGGGCUUCACCGGCAGCCGCUGCCAGGACGUGUGUCCGCCCGGCUGGUACGGCCCGGCCUGCCAGCUGAGCUGCAGCUGUGGGAACGAGGGACAUUGCCAUCCUGUGACGGGGACGUGCAGCUGCGCACCCGGCUGGACGGGCCACGACUGCCAGAGAGCUUGUGACGGGGGUCGCUGGGGCCCCAGCUGUGCCAACGCCUGCAACUGCAGCAGCAGCGACGGGAGCUGCGACGCGGUGACGGGGCGCUGCGCCUGCGAUGCCGGAUACACCGGUGUCCGCUGCGAGAAGCGGUGCCCGGAAGGAUGGUUCGGGGCCAGCUGCCGACUCCAGUGUCAGUGCGAGCACGGGGCUGCGUGCGACCACGUCAGCGGGGCAUGCACAUGCAGCUCGGGCUGGCUGGGGACCUUCUGCGAGCACCCCUGCCCAGAUGGAUUUUAUGGCAUCGAGUGUCGGGAAGCCUGUGAAUGCCUGAACGGAGCCAGCUGUGACCACGUCACGGGGCAGUGCCGCUGCCCUCCUGGCUGGACCGGUCCCCGCUGCGGCCACACAUGCCAGGAGGACAGGUAUGGCGAGGACUGCAGCCAGCCAUGCAGCUGCUCCAACAAUGCCACCUGCGACCACGUCAGCGGCCGGUGCCUGUGUGCGGCCGGGUGGAUGGGGCCCACAUGCCAGCAAGCAUGCCCGCAGGGUUUCUACGGGACACACUGCCACGAGCGCUGCCUGUGCCAGAAUGGGGGGACGUGCGACCCCGCCACGGGACACUGUGCCUGCCCCGUGGGCUGGACCGGGCUGGCCUGCGAGCUGGCCUGCGCCGAGGGGCGGCACGGGGCCGGCUGCGAGCAGCGCUGCGCCUGCCAGCACGGGGGGCUCUGCGACCACCGCGGGCACUGCCUCUGCCCCGCCGGCUGGACCGGCACCGCCUGCGAGAGCCCUUGUCCGGAGGGGCUGUUCGGGGCCCGCUGCAAGGAGCGCUGUGACUGUGGGGACAAGGUGCCGUGCCACCACAUCACGGGUGCUUGUGAGUGUCCCCGCGGCUGGAGGGGCCGGCGCUGCGAGAAAGCCUGCCUGCCUGGGUCCUUCGGGAAGAGCUGUGCCGGCCGCUGCGCCUGCCCCCCAGGAGCACCCUGCGACCACGUCAGCGGCCGCUGUGUCUGCCCACCGGGAUUCACGGGAGCCGGAUGCGAGAAACCCUGCCCGCCCGGCACCUUUGGGGAGAGCUGCGGCCAGCGCUGCCAGUGCGCGGGAGCCACCCAGGACUGCCACCCCGUCACCGGCGCCUGCGUCUGCGCCCCAGGCUACCACGGGCCGGCCUGCCAGCUGGAGUGCCCUGCAGGCUGGUACGGGCCCAGCUGCGAGCGGCCAUGCGAGUGCCAGAACGGGGCUCGGUGUGAACGCACCGCGGGGACGUGCCACUGCCCGCCAGGCUACAUCGGCGCUGACUGCAGCAUCGCCUGUCCCACCGGUCGCUACGGCAAAGACUGUGUGCACGCGUGUGUCUGUGGCGAAGGUGCCACUUGCCAUCACGUCACCGGAGCCUGCCUUUGCCCACCAGGAAAAGUCGGUCCCACUUGUGAGCAAGGCUGCCAGGAGCAGCGCUAUGGGGUGGGCUGCCAGCAGACCUGCUCCUGCCAAAACGGGGGGCUGUGCAAUGCCACCGACGGGUCCUGCUCCUGCGGGCUCGGAUGGACUGGGAAAUCCUGUGAAUUAGCGUGCCCGCCGGGAAGGUACGGGGCCGACUGCCAGCUGCACUGCGCCUGCCAGCACAACGCCACCUGUGACCCCACGACGGGCACCUGCCGCUGCCCCCCGGGACACUACGGGCCCCUCUGCGAGCACGGUUGUCCCCCGGGUUUCCACGGGGCCGGCUGCCAGCAGCGCUGCGACUGCGAGCACGGCGCUGCCUGCGACCCCGCCACCGGCCGCUGCCGCUGCCCCGGGGGUGUGCGUGGCCAGCGCUGCCAGGCAGGCUGCGAGGAAGGAACGUACGGGGAGGGAUGCCAGCAGCUCUGUGACUGCUUAGGAAAUGUGACCUGCGACCCAGCCACGGGGCGCUGCCUCUGUCCCCCGGGGAAAACUGGCCCUAAGUGCGGCUCAGAGUGCCCAGCGAACAAGUACGGCCCCGACUGCGCACUUGGCUGCACCUGCGCUGCCCGCAGCUCCCAGUGCAGCGCUCGGAACGGGCAAUGCCGCUGCCUCCACGGGUACAUGGGCCCGACCUGCCGGCAAGCUGUGCCAGCCCAGGUGCCCACCAGGCCCCCGCUGCCCCCAGGGGAGCUGCAGUGGACGGAGCACUAGGUCCGGCCGCCGCCAGCAGUGCCCUCAGUGCAGGACCCCCUGGAGAAGCACAGGAUGUGACUGAACUUGUUUACAAGCCACAUGCAUUAAUUAUUACCACCAUGCCAGACUACACUGCUGCUGCUCCUGAAGCUGGCUGAGUGAGGCUGGUGUGCUGAGCACCACCAGGGCACCUGGGCACCACUUGGGCUGGACACAGGACCCUGAGUGCUGGUGCCCCUCAUGCUGGACCCCAGGAGUGUUUGCUUCUGCUCAGAGGCUGGUGGACUUCCACAACUCA